Molecule: messenger RNA, 492 nt
Organism: Trichoplusia ni (cabbage looper)
Lineage: Eukaryota; Metazoa; Arthropoda; Insecta; Lepidoptera; Noctuidae
Gene: CPR134
Product: larval/pupal rigid cuticle protein 66-like
Exons: 2
Coding region: 15-437 (140 amino acids)
Cellular component (GO): extracellular matrix
Source: RefSeq, a predicted model, not a curated record
CAACAACAACAAAAAUGUUUGUGAAGUUCGUCGCUUUCUUCGCCUUGGUGGCCAUCGCCAGCGCUUCUGAUAUCUCCAGCUUCUCUUAUGGCGUGGCAGACCCCUACACCGGUGACUUCAAGCACCAGAUCGAGAACCGAGUAGACAACAACGUGGCGGGCCAGUACUCCCUCCUGGAGUCUGACGGCACUCGCCGCACUGUGGAUUACGCUGCUGGCGCUGAGGGCUUCAACGCCGUCGUCCGCAAGGACCCCGCUGUCAUCGCUCCCGCCAUCUCUUACGCCGCCCCCGCCAUCGCUGCUCCCACUAUCUCUUACGCUGCCCCCGCUAUCGCCGCUCCCAUCUCUUACGCCGCUGGUGUCGGCACUUCUUACGGAUACGCCAGAUUUGGAAACAUUGCGUACGGAGCUGCCCUCCCCUACGCCCGCUACUACUGAAAUCCUGGACUUGAAUUGAACCGAGUGUAAAUAAAUGUAAAUAGUUUGGAACUGA